GGUGUCAGGUCUGCAAGAUCCUUCUUAAUAUAUUAUUAUGGCGAUCUAGUGGCUUAUAAAACGAGAAGUGCUUGCCGCGAUAGUGUACUGAACUAUGAUAAAGAAAUUGAGCGCUUCAAUCUUCUAAAUGAUUCAAACAAGAUUUUAGUAAUGAAUAUCGUGAAGGAAGAAGUAUCGAAGGAAGCAGUUGUCGAACAACAAAUAUGUCACAUUUUUCCAGAUGAUACAUGUCCUUCUUAUCCACUGAUAAUGGAGUUGCUCAGUUUCGGGGAUACGUAUGCAGAAACACGUGAUGCCUGUGGAAACCCUUACGUUACAAGUCUGGACGCCAUCAUUUCUUUGUCAUCCAAAGACAAUUUUUUUUUUUGUAUCUUUGAAAUCUGAAUUUGGAAAAUCUAUGCGCCAGAGAUUAAAAAGAUACGAGGAAUGGCUUGAAGUGGCACCUGUUUCUGAGGAGGGGCAAGAAUUUAAUAAUUAUCUUCUGGCUUUGGGGUGGUUGGCCAUGCAGCUGCUCUGUUUGUCACAUUAUACCAGUUUGGCGAGUGUAGCUUUGGAUGCAAUACUUGAUGCAUCAAAGAUGGAAAAAAGAAAUAGAAUCAAGGGUAAACAACACAAGGUGGGCGCUGGUGUUGUGCAGGCUAAUAUAUCAACUGAGAGCCCGACAAUUAAUAUGUGAAGUCAGAGCAUACAAAUUCAGACCCAAACCAUGCAAAACCCUACCUUCAUCCCUAUUCAGCGCCAAAAGAAGAUUAAUGGUUUGGUGCCGUGGAUUCAACCAGAUGCUAUAGGAGUCAGCCGUAUUGAUACUGAUGGAUCCUACGUUGACAAGGGGAACGGAGAAUGUACUGCUGGAUUUGGCUGUAUUGUCCGACAAAUUGAAACAGUUGAGAAUGUUCCGGAGAUUCAAGUGGUAGUGGCUGCUGCUGGUGGUGCCCCACCCUAUUCGUCACUUGUUUCAGAACUCGAAGGGAUAUCUUACGGAUUUAAGAAAGCGACAGACCUCAAGCUUCAGAACGUUAUAUUGGCCACCGAUUGUCUGCCAGCGCUUCGUCAUGUGGAAAAUGGACUAGUGGUAAAUAAACUAAUUGGUCAGUACCUCAAGACGUCAAACAGACUGAAGACAUUGGUCAACAGAAUUAUCAAAUAUCAGUCACAUAUUGCGCAUUGGGAGUUGAGGCAUUUAUACAGAGGUGGUAAUGAAGUUGCCAACUUAUUGGCGCGUAUCUUUACCAUGCCAAAUAGCGGAAAAGAAUACGAGAAAGCCUAUUUUGAUAAAGAUGACAGCGAGCUAGGGCCUGUGAUGCGAAGGGUCAAAGAAUUUAUGAAAUCUGACGCAGCAGGUAAAUUUUAUCCCCCCCAAGGAGAGUCAUCUUCGUGGACGUGAUUAAGAUACUCAAGCCUGUCAGUGAAAAGAAGGUCUGCUGGUGUGUCUGAGAAGAAGAAAUGAUGAAGUAGUCCCAAGUGCCUGUAUGAAGCACCACUAUAAGCAACUAAC
Papaver somniferum (opium poppy) is the source of this 1495-nucleotide messenger RNA. RefSeq lists its product as uncharacterized. The coding region runs from base 707 to 1384 and encodes 225 amino acids. The transcript is spliced from 5 exons. Lineage: Eukaryota; Viridiplantae; Streptophyta; Magnoliopsida; Ranunculales; Papaveraceae. The record is from RefSeq and is a predicted model, not a curated record. Gene Ontology annotation, molecular function: RNA-DNA hybrid ribonuclease activity; nucleic acid binding.